Messenger RNA from Trichoderma atroviride IMI 206040, 2609 nucleotides. The record is from RefSeq and is a predicted model, not a curated record. NCBI's taxonomy places the organism in Eukaryota, Fungi, Ascomycota, Sordariomycetes, Hypocreales, Hypocreaceae.
AUGCUGCUGCGCGAUCUCCCAGAGCGCACGACCUUUUAUGAUCCAGUUGCAGAGCUCCAGAUGACCCAAACGGAUGCAAAACUAUUCUAUCAGAGAAGCAAGAUUGAUACGCGGAGUGGAAAUUCUCCAUGGCCGCAGUCAACUCCCUUUGGAAGUCCACAAAUUCCUUCAGGCUCAUACCCGGCCACCGAGUACGGGCUCGAUUCCCUAGUCCUCGACACCGAUGGCCCGUCUAAUGUGUCGUAUACUAAGCCCAGUGACCCCACCAGUCAGGCCUUCAACGACGCAAGACUUGCCAAUGAGCCUUCUGUUGGCUUGCCGGGGAAUGGUCUAUUUGAUACUGAGCCUCACAUAACAGCUGAGCUCAGUGCUAUUGCCAAGCAAAUACAUGGAAUACUUGACGUGAGACGCAAGUAUAUCGCUCUUUCGGCUCAAGGACCAAAUGACAAUCCUAGAGAUGACCCUAGCUGGGACAUAUAUCCGCCUCCUCCCGAUCCUGCAUGGAUUCAAAGUCAUGGCCAUGGUCAUGGCCAUGGCACUGAAGGCUCUUCUGCCAAUGCUCAGGAACGAAAAAGGCCAACUCGGAAGAGAAAGCCCGGUCAAGAUGUUGGAGAUGACUUCUGCUUGGAAGAUUUGCUACCCUUGCCAGAAAGUGGCGGCAUGACUUUUGAGCUCGACAGUGAAGGCAUUUAUCAGGUUUUUGACAAUUCGACCAGCAAAGCCCCUGCUAUAAGAGUACCUACUAUCAGAGAAUUCUACAUGGACUUGGAAGAAAUUCUCGCAGUUUCGUCUGAUGGUCCAAGCAAAAGCUUUGCUUUCCGGCGGCUUCAGUAUCUGGAAGGAAAAUUCAAUCUCUAUGUUCUCCUUAAUGAAUACCAAGAGACUGCGGACAGCAAAAAGGUACCACAUCGAGACUUCUACAAUGUCAGAAAGGUGGAUACGCACGUUCACCACUCUGCUUGUAUGAACCAGAAGCAUCUCUUGCGAUUUAUCAAGAGUAAAAUGAAGAAAUACCCAAACGAAGUUGUGCUCUUCAGAGAUGGAAAGCAUCUCACUUUGGCAGAGGUAUUUGCCAGUAUCAACCUAACAGCGUAUGAUUUGAGUAUAGACACGCUUGACAUGCAUGCGCAUACCGACUCGUUUCAUCGUUUUGAUAAAUUCAAUCUCAAAUACAACCCUAUCGGCGAGUCGCGCCUCAGGACAAUAUUUCUUAAGACGGACAAUUUCAUCCAUGGACGCUACUUGGCUGAGAUUACCAAAGAAGUCAUCUCUGACCUGGAGUCCAGCAAAUAUCAGAUGGUGGAGUGGCGCAUAUCCAUCUACGGCAAGUCUAUAGACGAAUGGGAUAAGCUCGCGGCAUGGGUCGUGGAUAACAAGCUCUUUUCCCACAAUGUUCGCUGGCUGGUCCAGAUCCCUCGCCUCUACGACAUCUACAAGGCCAGCGGUUUAAUGGAUACGUUUGAGCAAGUCAUCAAAAAUGUGUUUCAACCUCUGUUCGAAGUCACAAGAGAUCCAGCUUCUCAUCCCAAGCUACACAUAUUUCUUCAGCGAGUCAUUGGCUUCGACAGCGUGGACGACGAAAGCAAAACCGAAAGACGGCUCUUCAGGAAGUUUCCGGUUCCCAGAGCCUGGGAUACGAAGCAGAACCCUCCGUAUAGCUACUGGAUCUACUUCUUGUUUGCUAAUAUGACCUCUUUGAAUCACUUCCGAAAGAGUCGCGGUUACAAUACGUUCGUCUUGCGACCUCAUUGCGGAGAGGCGGGCGAUAGCGAGCACUUGGCUGUGGCGGCACUGUGCUGCCACAGUAUUAGUCACGGGUUGUUGCUGCGGAAAGUUCCCCUGCUACAAUAUAUCUUCUAUUUGGAUCAAAUUGGUAUCGCAAUGUCGCCGCUGAGUAAUAACGCCUUGUUCUUGGCCUACGAACGAAACCCUUUCCACCAGUAUUUCAGACGGGGCCUAAAUGUCUCGUUAUCCACGGAUGAUCCGCUGCAAUUUGCGUUUACCAAGGAGCCUUUGAUAGAGGAAUAUGCCGUGGCUGCGCAGAUUUACAAGUUGAGCCCCGUCGAUAUGUGCGAGUUGGCAAAGAAUUCGGUGAAGCAGAGCGGUUAUGAGAAGGCCAUCAAGCAGCAGUGGCUGGGUCAAGAUUUUGAAAAGCCUGGCAAAGAGGGAAACAAGAUGGUAAAGACAAACGUGCCCGAUCGCAGAGAAGAGUUCCGAUACCAUACGCUCGUGCAGGAAAGAGACGUUUUGACCCGGUAUCUCGCAUUCAAUGAAAUGGUAUCAAACAGCAUGGCAGCAAGCGUUCAGGGACUAGAGGCUCAGGAAAACAAGAAGCCUACUUCUUCAGUGGCGCAUUCAGUGGCCGAGCAUAUGGAUGCAAUCCCAGAAAAUGCGCCAUCUAUCGAGGCUCAUACCGGGGAGCCACUUCUGCCUGAUAGCCACGUAUCUGGGAACGAUCCCAUGAUGUUUCCCGGAAUCCUUGCCAGAGAGCACCGUAAUAACAGUUCAAGAAACUUGGCUCAAAGUGGAUAGCUAGACUUAAUCGCGUUUCAAGCAUUCAAGCAUAGGAUAGAUUAAUGAAGCCAUAAAAGAAUAGCAAAAAGGCUACC